Ilex paraguariensis (yerba mate) is the source of this 1617-nucleotide messenger RNA. The record is from the annotation of a GenBank genome assembly. Lineage: Eukaryota; Viridiplantae; Streptophyta; Magnoliopsida; Aquifoliales; Aquifoliaceae.
CUCAACUGGUAACUGAAGACAAUGUAAAUCUUCAACCGCAUCUAAAGUCGUCUCAAGUCUCUCUACCUCGCUAACAUCAAAACCCUUGCUCGUUCAACCCCCGGCCCAAACCACACACCAACAACAAUGGCGAUCUAUGCAAGAUCAACAACAACCCACCUCUUUCUCUUCAUCACUCUUCUCUCUCUCACCAUACCCGUCAAACCCUUUUCUUCCUCAGACCCAGAAUCGAUCCUCUCAGAACUCCUAACCCGCCAAUCCCAAUCCCAAUCUGGCGUCAUCCACCUCACAGAUCACCUCCUCCCUCACAUCCUCUCUCCUAAAACACCAAGAUCCUUCUCUCUCAUCAUCUUCUUUGAUGCCCAACAACUCCACUCCAAAACCGAUCUCCAUCUCCCUUCACUUAAAUCCGAAUUCUCUCUCGUCGCUUCCUCCUUCAUCACCAACAACAAAGACAACCCAGAUCACAAAAAGUUGUUCUUUUGCGAUGUCGAAUUCAAAGAGUCCCAAAACACCUUUGCCCAAUUCGGUGUCAAUGCCCUCCCUCACAUCCGUCUUAUUCCCCCCACUGCCCAGAACCUCAAACAAGAUUCGAUCCAAAUGGACGCCGGAGACUUUUCACGUCUCGCCGAAUCCAUGGCUGAAUUUGUAGAAUCCAAAACCAAGCUUGUUUUAGGUCCAAUUCAUCGACCACCCCUUAUUUCUACUGCCCAGCUGAUGUUUAUCGUAGCUGCCAUUGUGACUUCGUUGCCGUUUUUUGCGAAAAAAGUGAUAGCUGGUGAGACCCUUUUGCAUGAUUGGAAAUUGUGGCUGUCUGGGGCAGUGUUUGUGUAUUUUUUCAGUGUUGCUGGGACUAUGCAUAACAUAAUUAGGAAAAUGCCGAUGUUUAUGGCGGAUAGAAAUGAUCCGUCAAAGUUGAUUUUCUUUUAUCAGGGGUCUGGGAUGCAAUUGGGAGCCGAGGGGCUUGCGGUGGGGUCUUUGUACACCAUUGUGGGGUUGAUGUUGGCUGUUAUGACACACGGACUGGUUGGAGUGAGGAAUAGGACUGUGCAGAGGGUGAUGAUGAUUGUGGCGUUGUUGGUUUCGUUUUGGGCUGUCAGGAAGGUUGUUGUCUUGGAUAAUUGGAAGACUGGGUAUGGCAUUCAUGCUUAUUGGCCUUCGAGUUGGUAGUGUGUAGAACAAAUUCGGGAAGUCUCCGGUUGUUGGCAAGAGAUUUUGAACUAUUCACUAUAUCGAUACAAAAUAGGCCAGACCUUAAUUUUCUGCUUGUUGGUACUUGGGUGGAUGCUUAGUAUUUGCUCAAAACAUUUGUGUACUAGUUAAAUUUCAGCUUCUGAUUCUAUGCAAUGCCUAAACUACAGCAUCAUUAUUGAUGUCUUGCUACAUUUACCAAGUUCUAACUGCUGUAACAAACAAUUUAAUGCUGUUGGAUUGUUAUUUGUUGUGAUAGUUACACACACAAUGUUGGCCUUCCAUUUGAAAGCUUCUUGAAUCCUUUAAGUUUUGUUGAAGUUAUGUAGUUUAAAUGAGUAGUGGAUAAAAAGUACAAAUGUUAUAUAGAAUUAUCUGACACUGCAAGUAGUGGCAUUUGCACAUUUUAUUGUGCUGUUUUUUUAA